AUGGAAGAAAAUAUAAAGAUAUGCCAUGUCAACAAUGGAAUCAAUUUGAUAUGGCAAAGACUUUGUCACAAGAAGGUUCUUGUAGUUCUUGAUGAUGUGGAUGAUGUGAGGCAAUUAAAAAAUUUAGCUGUAGGAAAGAACUGGUUUGGAUUUGGAAGUAGGAUCAUCAUAACAACAAGAGAUGAAUGUUUGUUGGUAAAGAAUAAAGUUGAUCAUGUACCAUAUAGGAUUGAGCUUUCGAAUUACAAUGAAGCUCUUCAACUUAUUAGUUGGCAUGCCUUCAUGAAGAACCAUCCAGAAAAGGAUUAA
Cornus florida is the source of this 309-nucleotide messenger RNA. Its product is annotated as disease resistance protein CHS1-like. NCBI's taxonomy places the organism in Eukaryota, Viridiplantae, Streptophyta, Magnoliopsida, Cornales, Cornaceae. The transcript has a single exon. Bases 1 to 309 code for a protein of 102 amino acids. Gene Ontology annotation, biological process: defense response. Gene Ontology annotation, molecular function: ADP binding. The record is from RefSeq and is a predicted model, not a curated record.